Coccidioides immitis RS is the source of this 481-nucleotide messenger RNA. RefSeq lists its product as uncharacterized. Lineage: Eukaryota; Fungi; Ascomycota; Eurotiomycetes; Onygenales; Onygenaceae. The transcript has a single exon. The record is from RefSeq and is a predicted model, not a curated record. Bases 27 to 299 code for a protein of 90 amino acids.
GCAGGGAUCAGGUCCAAUCUGAUGGGAUGAAAGGCCACAACCUACACAGCCCGAGAGCCAUACGCAUCGCAGGCGACAAAGUAUCAGGAAGAGUUUAUUCCAGACGGCCAGGUAUCGAUGGCGACAAGGACGCAAGAGGCAAAAAAAAAAAUAGAUUAGAUAAAUGGCGCCAGAGGCGGGAGGUCGGAUGGGGAGGGAAAAAACAGAUCAGUUCCUGGUUUGGGGGUGACGCUUCGAUGAGGGCGACCUUAACACCCCAUGUCGUCGAACGAAACCACGAGGGUCUUGGGGGGGGUUAGCCACGGGCGAAGUCGAGUGCGGUCAAUCGCCUCCCUGCGUCAAGACAAGAGAAGCGAAGAUCAGAUGGAAAAAUGCCCAAUGGCAUAAUUAGGACCGAGAAUAAAAAGCAUAGAGUGGUAUAUUAGGGGACAAGGGAUACUUUUCGACAAAACUGUCCCCCUUGUGUUCUUUUUUAUUAAGA